Messenger RNA from Nematostella vectensis (starlet sea anemone), 6100 nucleotides. Its product is annotated as dentin sialophosphoprotein. Lineage: Eukaryota; Metazoa; Cnidaria; Anthozoa; Actiniaria; Edwardsiidae. Gene Ontology annotation, biological process: intracellular transport. The record is from RefSeq and is a predicted model, not a curated record. Gene Ontology annotation, cellular component: trans-Golgi network membrane; AP-1 adaptor complex. The coding region runs from base 447 to 4367 and encodes 1306 amino acids. Gene Ontology annotation, molecular function: clathrin binding. The transcript has 8 exons.
UAUUGGAAAUUACCCAGAAGGCUCUGGGGACGAGGCCGUGAAAAUAAUCGAACUACCACAAAGGAUGCUGGGAUUGUAAUGGCGGGCUGGUGCUGAUGUCGCGAAAUAGAAACGAACUACCACCACUAAAAUAAGAGAAACUACCCUUACUUACAACCUGAACACUUUUACGAUUAUUGUUUCCUUGAAAGAUAGGAAAUGCUACCUUACGCCUAUAGCCUGAUGUCAGGAAAUCAUAGGAUAACACUAAGCUUUUGAAAUCAAAGACUGAAAAUGGAAGCGAUAGCCUAGUGCCGUCUCCGGAACACAAUUGGACACAUUUUACUUCCUUGUUAUUAACCAUUAUAAUUUGUACGCCGUUCACAAAGUAUCUACGGUCAUAAAGUUUAUAGGUCUUUUACUUGAAGAUGCGUAUAUUUUAGAGAAGGAGAGAUCUACCAAGAAAGAUGAGCGAGCAUUAUUUGACUUCCCAGUAUGACAAGAAGUCCAAAUACAACUAUGGACUGAAGAACUCGAAUUUAUAUGGAGCAAACUUAGGCUCUGUCUUCGCUGAUGGGCCCCCACCGCUAGAUGACACCCUUGAGGAUGAUGACGGUGAUAUCGUUUUCAGGGACAAUCAAUCGAAAUUAGCGGCUAACCUCAGCGAUACGAGCAAGGCAUCUCAGUUAUGCAACGAAUCCAUCAAUGGUGCGUCGAUCUCAAAUCAAAACACUUCUCCUGAUCCAAGUGAUAAUACAAAAGAUGAUGAUUUUGGUGGCUUUGCAAGUUUCGGAAAUUUUAGCGAUGAUGGAAACGCGAAAGAUUCUUUGGCCACCAGUUGGACGAUAACACCAUCGAAUGCAACAAAAACAUCACCAAGCAUAGAGAAGUUUCCAAAGGACAGCAAUAGAAAAACCGAAAAUUCUCUAAAGGCUUCGGAUAAUUUUGGGUGUUUCUCAGACAGUGAUGAAGAAUUUGAAAGUUUUCAGAGUUCAGAAGUCCAACCUGAUAUGCAUGCAGUAAAGAGUAGUAAUGGAAGUGUAUUGCCUGUGAACUUAUCUCCAAAUAAUUUCCAUGUCUCAAAUGUUGAUGGAGAUGAUUUUCAGUCCCACCACAUAAAAGAGAGUAUACCUGAUAACCAUGUGUCAAAAGUUGCAAAAUCCCCAGGUGUUCAGGAUGGGUUUGAAUGUUUUUCAGACAGUGAUGAUGACUUUGAAAGUUUCCAGAGCUCACAAGUCCCAUCUAAUUUGCCUGCUUACAAAAGCAGUACUUCUGUGCAAGUAUCUAAUAAUCAGCCGUCAAAUCAUAAUGAUAAACAUGCAUCUGGGUCUGAAGGUAUCUUGUUUGACACUGGUAAAUCCGGAACAACUAACAAGGAAGAGCCACAUGAAAUUGAUGAUCAUAAGAAGGUUGAGUCACUGGGCAACCUAUCCUCUGAUGAAGACUUUGGGGAUUUUGCAUUACAUAGUCCCCCACCUCUGGAUGAUUUAACAAGUUCUAAAACUGGCCAUAGUGAUAUAGAGAGCAUUAGUUCUGGAGAUAAUGGAUUUGGUGGUUCCACUUGUAAAGAUAAUUCCUUUUCACCUAAGGAAAUGGCAUCAUCUACUUCUGAUUCACAGCUUGAUAGCAAAAGGGAACAAGGUAAUUCAGAUUAUGGAUUUAAAGACUCCGGUGGGUCUCAGUCUGGAAGUAAGGGAAUAUCUAUUGUUAAAUCCAGGCAUGUAAGUGAUUCUCAAAGGAAUAGAGACAGUCCAAAAGAAUUAAGACAUCAAGGAGACAAUAGGCAUUUUUCAUGUGCAGCACUUUCUUCAGACAAAGAACCUGGCGAUAAUCACUUUGGUGAAUUUGCAGAAAGCUCUUCAGAGGGUCAACAGUCUUCCAAGGAAUUACCCUCAUUGCAAAUGGACAUUAGUUCUUAUAGUGGGAAAGAUACUCCAGAUGAUGAUAAUAGUUUUAGUAACUUACAGGCAAUCACAAAAGGUAAUGAAGAUGGUGUUGAACAACCUACUGAUAAUUCCAUCCAUGCUACUGUUGCUAGUCACAAUGAUGAUGACUUUGAUGAUUUUGAUGGGUUCAAGGCCUCUAUACCUACAACAACUGAUAGCAAGUCUGAUGAUCCACACAUUUAUAAAAUAAGAUUUGAGAAAAAUGAGGACGAUGACUUUGGUGAUUUUGAUGGCUUCAAAGCAUCUGUAACUACAACAACUGAUAGUAAGUUUGAGGGUUCACACGGUCAUAAAAUGGGAUUGGAAGAGAAACAAAAAGAGGAUGAUGAUGACUUUGGUGAUUUUGAUGGCUUCAAAGCAUCUGUAACUACAACAACUGAUAGUAAGCUUGAGGGUUCACACGGUCAUAAAAUGGGAUUUGAAGAGAAUCAAAAUGAAGAUGAUGAUGACUUUGGUGAUUUUGAUGGCUUCAAAGUAUCUAUACCUACAACAACUGAUAGUAAGAUUAAGGGUUCACACUGUUAUAAAACAAGAUUGGAAGAGAAUCAAAAUGAAGAUGAUGAUGACUUUGGUGAUUUUGAUGGCUUCAAAGCAUCUGUAACUACAACAACUGAUAGUAAGUUUGAGGGUUCACACGGUCAUAAAAUGGUAUUGGAAGAGAAUCAAAAUGAAGAUGAUGAUGACUUUGGUGAUUUUGAUGGCUUCAAAACAUCUAUAACUACAACAACUGAUAGUAAGAUUGAGGGUUCCCACGGUUGUAAAACAAGAUUGGUAGAGAAUCAAAUUGCAGAUGAUAAUGAGUUUGGGAGUUUUGAUGGCCUCAAAGCAUCAGCACUCAAAACAGAUGAUGAGGAGCAAAAUUCGAAGGAAAACCAAAGUGCGAUAUCAACUGAAGACAAUGAGGAUAAUGGUUUUGAUGACUUUCACACAUCAACCCCAUCAGCAGCCAAGGACGAUUUCAAUGCUUUUUCUGGUUCUCCAGAAAACUUGAAAAAUCAGUCACUUAAGACAUCAGUUAUGCAUACUGGUGCUGAUAAUGAUGAUGAUGACAAUCAUGAUGGUUUUGCUGAUUUUGAUGAUUUUAAGUCAUCAGAAGCCAUACCAGCUAAGGACAAUUUUGAUACUUUUUCCUCUGCUCAGAAGGCCUCACCCCCUGAACAGAAACAAUUGAAAUCAACAGAAACAAGUGACAGUGAUGAUUAUGGGGAUUUUAGUAACUUUGAAACUCCCACAAAAGAGUCUUACAAUAAAAGUGAUGGCUGCACUGGACAAAAAGGAAAGUUAAAUGCAAACAAGGAUGAUGAUUUUGGAGAUUUCAGCGACUCUGAUAUGAAGAGCAACUCUUUAAAGACUGUUAUCCCUAAAAUUGCUUUGCAAACAAAACAAAGUCAAGCAAACCCCUCAAAUGAAAAAGAGCGUGUGGAUGAUGGCUUUGCAGAUUUCAGCUCAUCUGAAACAUCUGGUUUUGCUGAAUUUUCUAGUGCAAACAAGAGUCAUUCAGAUCCUUCAGAUACUACCUUCAAAAAAACAUCUAUAGAAACAACAACCAUAUCUCAAAGCAGUACUUCACAAAAGGGAUUGUCAAUCUUCAAACCACACCCAAACAGUAUGAUUAGUCAGCUUGCUGGUCCAGUUUCUCUGAGUAUUACACGACCAGAUGACUUUAAGCUUGGCAAAUCUUUGGUAGUGUCAUUUUUGCUUAAAAUACUGGAAAACAACAAAUCAAGCAGUAUGUUGAAGGAGCUACUUAUGUCCCAACAAGAUGGCAGUCUAAGAUUUGAGUGGUCACUCUCUUGCCAUCACAGCAAGUUGCUGGAAGCCCUCAACAUGCUACCUGUCAGAUCACAGACCACUACAAGUUUUCAGUCUACAUCUAAAUCAACUGUGAUGCCAUUUUUUUCCACUGGAAUGGGCCUCUUGGAACCUACAAGAGGAGGAGUUGCUCCAUCUCAUACCCAGGACACUACAUUCACACAAGAUCCAUUCAGCCUUCCUUCACAUUCAAGCAUGCAAUUUCCUAAUGUUGGUUUGGGCCUGGCCAAAUCUGCUCUUUCCAGACAAUCAGCACCUCUAGAUUCCAAGGACAACUCAUCGUCUGACAGCUUGUCGUCUGAGUCCUCUUCCCUAGACUUAGACUUCCUGGCUUCCAGCACCUCUGAACGCAAGCCUGCAGAGAACAGAGGUGUAUAUGAGCAGGAGCUACUUGGCCUCAGUCUCCAGCCAUCAGACACAGCCAGUCCCAGUCCCUUUGCAGAGAGUCCUUCUCUACCCAGUGGGGCAGAGGCGAAGAAAGUCUUCAAAUUUGGCAAUGUCCUCAUCCCAUUGAAUAGUGACCAAGGCAAUAAAGACCUCAGUGGUGCUGCUAAGGAGAUAGCAGAUGAUUUGGAAGAUCUUUCAUUCAUGCUCUCUAAAGUGCUUAUGUUCCCAUUGAAAUCCAAGUGAUUUGACAAACACUUUUAUCAGUGUUCACUUCCAGUUGAGUAGUUAUUAAAAGUGACAGUUUUCAAAGGGAUUAUAAACUGUAAAAGUUAGGUCCUCCCUACGUCACAAUCAUAGUGUAUGUUGAUAUAUCUCUAACAUAUGUAAUAUGAAUAAUGUUUGUCCAUUAUAGUUGGUGAUUACCAGAACACCACUUUAAUUUUUUUUUUUGGGGGGGGGGGGGGUGGUAAAGUGCAGUCUGGCCGCCUUGACAAAUUAGUCUGGUUUGCCGCAAACAUUACAAGUAAUGCCAGUAUCUGGUGUUGGAAAAGUGGCUCUGGCCUUCCAGAUCUAGUGUGUGUAUAGUGGUAAAGCUAACAAAGCAGUACUCAUAGUGUAUAGUUAUAUCUCUCAGUGUUUAAUAGCCCAUGAGAAACCAAGAUAGGAAAAAGAUUGAAGGGAAAUUUCUGUGUUAAAAAUUGACCUUAUUGAUUUUUUCAAGUUUUUAGAAAUCUCUUGAAUGCUUGGCAAAUCGUGAUAAAACCAAUGAUUUACUGCUUAAAAUUUUGAAUGAUUCCUUUUUUUUUGUUUUACAACAAUAACAUUAAAAGAAUGGGUAGCUUUUAUUUAUAUUCAGGCCAAGCCUCCAGCAAAUUAAUCCUUAAAUCGCAUAUUAAUCAUUCAGCAACCUUCCAGAAUCCGUUGUUAUUGAAAUAUGUGCUUUUAAAUGUGGUAAUUUUAAAAAGGGAACAAGAAAAAAAAUGACCUAGCAACAAAGCUUGUAACCUCACUAAGCUAGUCUCAUCAUUUUUUUCAACGAUCUUCACACUAACCACCUUGACAUUACUACAUACACCUAUUUCAAAUAAGGUUGCACUCGGAGAAUGUGUGUAUCGUAACACGCAGUGCUUUAUGGGUAUUAAGUAAACAAGCAAAUGAGCGUAAAUAAAAUACAAAUCCAGGCUCCAAAAGCUGUAGAAUUCUGGUCCAUGUUCUUAUAUGAACAUUCACAUAGCUUUCAGAUACAAGGAUUCAGUUGUUUACGUGCUACCCAUGAACUACCGCGGGUUAUCCGGUAAAUGGGUUCUCAAGUGCAACCUUAUUUUAAAUAGGUGUAUAUUACUUUGACAACAGUAAUUCAAAUAGAGAUAUGUAAAUUUGGUAUUUCUUUGAGUCUGUAUGCCUCUGGUAAGGAAGUUUUUAUCAGAAAUCCUGAGGGGAGAAGGGAAGAUUUUGACUCAGGACACCUUACAAUUUCAGAGCCCCCCCCCCCCUCUCCCCCUGUAAGAAUUCCCAGGAUUUUGGUAGAGGGCUCCAUUGUUUUAGAGCAUCAUCUUUGAUGCUUAAAGAUUUUCAUAGACAUCCCCUCUCCAUAUUACCCCGAGUAUCAGGUGAUUUUAUUUUUCAAAAGUUGGAGAGGAAAAAAAAGCUCUUUUUAUAAAAUAAUACUCUUUUUUAUUAGGGUCUGACACUUAAGCUGACUCGGUAUCUCUACCCCCCCCCCCCCCCCCCCCCCAGCCCCUCAGGGUUCUUAAUGAACACUCCCUGACACUAAUUAACCUUAUAAAGAGUAUCUGAUAGAAAACCACUCAUAUAAGAUAUAUAAUAUGUAUAUUUUUUAUCUUAAUAUAGAGCAUCCAUUAACCAGUCUUAUGCAAAUUAUAGCAAGGGUUAAAUACAGGGUUAUAGCUAUUAUAACGCCAAAGAAAAUUGGCGGUUAACACACACCAAAAUGAAAUAAAAUUAUGCCAUUAAAA